GUCAACAACGAAGGCAAACCACGACUUUCGAAAUUCUAUUCAAACCAAACCCCAAGCACACCCACAAACCGAUAUCAAACCUUAAAAUCAAUCUACGAAACGAUCUCCAAACGACCUCAUCAAUUAUGUAAUUUUAUUAUAAAUCCAGAAAAUACCGAUCAAACUAUUGUUUAUAGAAAUUAUGCUACACUUUAUUUUGUGAUGAUUGUGGAUGGGAACGAAUCGGAGUUAUCGAUCUUGGAUUUGAUUCAAGUAUUUGUUGAAUCAUUAGAUAAAUGUUUUCCUUCAGUUUGUGAAUUAGAUUUAAUUUUUCAUUACGAUCAAUUACAAUUACUCUUAUCCCAAUUAAUUUCAGGUGGGAUCGUUUUAAACACUUCAUUGGAUUCAAUCGUA
Molecule: messenger RNA, 393 nt
Organism: Melampsora larici-populina 98AG31
Lineage: Eukaryota; Fungi; Basidiomycota; Pucciniomycetes; Pucciniales; Melampsoraceae
Exons: 2
Biological process (GO): vesicle-mediated transport; intracellular protein transport
Cellular component (GO): intracellular membrane-bounded organelle; membrane coat
Source: RefSeq, a predicted model, not a curated record